GCCAGAGUAACCGGAAGCGAGCAUGGCGGCCGCCGGGGCCGCUGCUACAGACCUAGAGGUGCUCCGGGGCAAGCGCGCCGCCCUCUACUUCGCUGCGGUGGCCAUCGUGCUGGGGCUGCCGCUGUGGUGGAAGACCACGGAGACCUACCGAGCCCCGUUGCCUUACUCCCAGAUCAGUGGGCUGAAUGCCCUGCAGCUCCGGCUCAUGGUGCCCGUCACUGUCGUGUUUACCCGGGAGUCAGUGCCCCUGGACGACCAGGAGAAGCUGCCCUUCACUGUUGUACACGAGAGAGAGAUCCCUCUGAAAUACAAAAUGAAAAUCAAAUGCCGUUUCCAGAAGGCCUAUCGGAAGGCUUUGGACCAUGAGGAGGAGGCCCUAUCAUUGGGCAGCGUGCAAGAGGCAGAAGCCAUGUUAGCUGAGCCCCAGGAGCAAGCGGAGGGCUCCCUGACUGUGUACGUGAUUUCUGAACACUCCUCACUUCUUCCCCAGGACAUGAUGAGCUACAUUGGGCCCAAGAGGACAGCAAUUGUGCGGGGGAUAAUGCACCGGGAGGCCUUUAACAUCGUUGGCCACCGCCUAAUCCAAGUAGCCCAGGCCAUGUCUUUGACUAAGGAUGUGCUUGCUGCUGCUCUGGCUGACCACCUUCCAGAGGACAAGUGGAGCUCUGAUAAGAGGCGGCCUCUCAAGUCCAGCUUGGGCUAUGAGAUCACCUUCAGUUUACUCAACCCAGACCCCAAGUCCCAUGACGUCCACUGGGACAUUGAGGGGGCUGUUCAGCGUUAUGUGCAGCCCUUCCUGAAUGCCCUCAGUGCUGCUGGCAACUUCUCUGUGGACUCUCAGAUCCUUUAUUAUGCAGCAUUGGGGGUAAACCCCCGCUUUGACCCAGCUUCCUCCAGCUACUACUUGGCCAUGCACAGCCUUCCCCACGUCAUCAACCCAGUGGAGUCCCGGCUGGGAUCCAGCACUGCCUCCCUAUACCCUGUACUCAACUUUCUACUCUAUGUGCCUGAGCUUGCCCACACCCCCCUGCACAUUCAGGACAAGGAUGGGGCUCCAGUGGCCACCAACGCCUUCCACAGUCCCCGCUGGGGUGGCAUUAUGGUAUACAAUGUUGACCCCAAAGCCUAUAAUGUCUCGGAGCUGCCAGUGAGAGUCGAGGUGGACAUGGUGCAAGUGAUGGAGGUGUUCCUGGCCCAGUUGCGACUGCUCUUUGGGAUUGCUCAGCCCCAGCUGCCUCCAAAAUGCCUGCUUUCUGGGCCUAAUGGUGAAGGGCUAAUGACCUGGGAGCUAGACCGGCUGCUCUGGGCUCGGUCAGUGGAGAACCUGGCCACAGCCACCACCACCCUAACCUCCCUGGCCCAGCUUCUGGGCAAGAUUAGCAACAUUGUCAUCAAGGAUAAUGUGGCAUCUGAGGUGUACAGAGCUGUAGCUGCAGUCCAGAAGGCAGCGGAGGAGUUGGCCUCUGGGCACCUGGCAUCUGCCUUUGUCUCCAGUCAGGAAGCUGUGACAUCCUCUGAGCGUGCCUUUUUUGACCCCUCACUCCUCCACCUCCUCUAUUUCCCCGAUGACCAGAAGUUUGCUAUCUACAUCCCACUCUUCCUGCCUAUGGCUGUGCCCAUCCUCCUGUCCCUGGUCAAGAUCUUCCUGGAAACCCACAAGAACUGGAAAAAGCCUGAGAAGAUAGACUGAGCAGGGCAGCAUCUCAGUAGGAAGCCUUCCUUUCUGGCCAGCGUGGGAGGUGUGAAAUUGAGAGGCGCAUAAAUGGGGUUUGCUGGGAAUGACUGACUUGUCUCUAGCAACCGAAGUACAACACUCCCAGAUAGGUUCAUCUUUCCUUCCCUUCCCAUUACCCUGGCUCAGGACCCCUCCUCCAACCCCCUCCUCCAGAGCCUCAGAAGGCAUGUUAUCUGGGUCUCCUUUAUUUGGCUUGAACUUGAAAGCCCCUGCCUAUCUCCCUUUGGGACAGGGGAAGCUCCUUGUACAUUUGCCCUUUUUCUCAACAUAGCAUGCUCCUGCACUGAGGGGGAGCAGUGAGGGUUGGAUUCUAGCUUCCUCCCCUUCCCUCUUUCUAACCCCUGGAGGAGAGCUCUAGCACUGUUCUCAUGGAAGGGGCCAGGUACAGGUCACCUCUGGGACCUUCUCCUUUACUCCCCUCCCUCCUGGCUGGUUGCAGGUACACCUGACAGGAGUACAGGAGGCUGUAGGUUGGGACCAGGUGCUGUGUGUGGCAGAGGUUCCCUUCAUCCUUUCUGAGAGGCAGUAUGAUACAGUGGGAAAGUUUUGGACUUGGCAUCAAACAGGCCUGAACUCAAAUCCUCGCUUCUGCACUUAUUGUCUGGGAAGCUUUGGAUAAGCCACGUAAUCUCUCUGAGCCUCAGUUUUUAUUUGUUCAAAUGGCACUGAUGAUACCUCUCUUUCGAGGUGGGUAUUAGGAUUAAAUGUGAUAAGCAUGUGAAAGUGUUAAUGGCAUAUAUUAGUCUCUUAAUAAAGAUUGGUUGAAUAGGAAUUAGAAUGAU
Molecule: messenger RNA, 2517 nt
Organism: Cynocephalus volans (Philippine flying lemur)
Lineage: Eukaryota; Metazoa; Chordata; Mammalia; Dermoptera; Cynocephalidae
Gene: PIGS
Product: phosphatidylinositol glycan anchor biosynthesis class S
Exons: 12
Coding region: 23-1690 (555 amino acids)
Biological process (GO): attachment of GPI anchor to protein
Cellular component (GO): GPI-anchor transamidase complex
Source: RefSeq, a predicted model, not a curated record